Molecule: messenger RNA, 834 nt
Organism: Mollisia scopiformis
Lineage: Eukaryota; Fungi; Ascomycota; Leotiomycetes; Helotiales; Mollisiaceae
Exons: 2
Coding region: 136-834 (232 amino acids)
Source: RefSeq, a predicted model, not a curated record
GUACGAUGAACCACAAGUCAAUCUUCCCUUGGAAGAUUCCACUGACAAACGCUGCAUUCCGCAUUCUGAACCUCCAUCUCUGUACCCCAAGAACAAGACGAAAGUACCCUAACAUCAGAAAAUCUACCCCGCCCAAUGUCCCAAGGAUAUUCGGACCUCCAAGUGGUCCACGACGACCAGCCUGGACUUGAAUAUUCUCCGCCUGCCCAAGGACACGAUGUUGGAGGACAGACGUUCUGGAUCCUCGCUGGUGUUAUUGGAAUUGUGGUAGUUGCAGCCGCCGUGGGUGGCGGCGUUGGAGGUUCACUGGGAUCGAAAUCUACGAAUACAAAGAAUGCUGCUUCGACAUCAACAGCUCAGAUCGCGAGUACCAGCAGUUCAUCCACCCCAUCAUCUCUGUCCUCGUCGACGAGCACAAUCCCCUUAUCAACCAGUACGAUCACGGGAGGAUCUCCCGAAUAUACCCUCCUUAGCGACUGUCCCUCCUCGAACAAUACUUUUUAUACUGUCAAUGUGGGCCAGGAGAUGUCAUUCCGCAAGAUCUGCGGCGCAGCGUAUCUCAACGCUAUCAACGGAGGAGAUGUGGUCAAUGUCAGAACUCUUAGCUUAGACGAUUGUAUCGUCGAGUGCGCCACCUAUAAUUUCCAAAAUAAGACCGCCAUCGCUGCUGGGAACAACAAUGUUUGCAAUUCGGUGUGUUGGCGCAAUACUUUCACGAACGAUGAUUUUCCAGGCCAGUGCUUUGGCUUUACAACGCAAAACUCUUCGAGUACUUUUGUUGUACAAAAUGAAACUAUAUGCGAUUCGGCGGCUUGGAUAGACCAGAAUAUAUAG